Ostrinia furnacalis (Asian corn borer) is the source of this 1857-nucleotide messenger RNA. RefSeq lists its product as uncharacterized. Gene Ontology annotation, molecular function: zinc ion binding; nucleic acid binding. The coding region runs from base 138 to 1838 and encodes 566 amino acids. The transcript has 4 exons. NCBI's taxonomy places the organism in Eukaryota, Metazoa, Arthropoda, Insecta, Lepidoptera, Crambidae. The record is from RefSeq and is a predicted model, not a curated record.
AAACGCCCCGCGCACUUUACGAACCAACAAACUUGCCGAUUACAAAAAAAUUAUCCACCCUACCCGCAUUUUAUGCCUGUCUUCCGUACCUAUCCACAAAUUCAUUUCUCACGAAUUAGUGGACGAAGAUUAUCGAAAUGGGUAAUAAAUAUUAUAGAAACUUCAUUUUGUGGGGGGAAGUAGAUUUUUAUUGUUUGUUAUGUGUGGAGGCUUUUAGGGAUAGAUCCGACUUGGACAAGCACAUUCGCUGGGAAAAUCACAGGAAGUUGCUGAAGUCCCAGGUUAAAAAUCACAAGUUUAAGAAGGACAUCGUCUACAAGGUGGAAGAGCUAUUUUAUUGUGAAGUCUGCAAUUAUGUAGCGCCAAGCAUCGAGGUGAUGAACACCCAUGUCGCUACCGAUGACCAUAAAGCCAGCAAAGCGAAACCGAAGACCGAAGCUGAACUAAUCAACACCGCCUGUACAAGAGAACUGGAGUACGUUAUAGUUACUGACAUUAUCGUGGAGGAAAAAGACUGGAACUGUAUAACACAUCAAAAUUUUUGUCUGGUGUGUGGUUUCCUCGUCGGCGAUUUUAUGGUAGAGCAUUGCAGGACACGGGACCAUAUCAUAAACUUGAUUGGCUCUAAGGUGGUUGUCGAAGGCGAUAAGUUCUACAGAAAGCUCUACAAUGAUCGCUUCUACUGCUUAUGCUGUAAGGAAGCACUACAAAUGUCCGUCUUCCAGGACCAUUGGACUUGUAAAGAGCAUAUCGACUUUAAAGCCGAUUGUAUCUUCGAAACCACUUAUGCUACCGCUACCGCGAUAAAAGAUCGCCUGAAUCCUAAGCAAAAAAUUGAAGAGGUUCUUCUGGAACGUCUGAAAUAUGACUACGAGAGGCUUGACGAUAAGAAUCUGGCGAUAUGCAAUGAGUGCCAAUGUGUGCUGAAGUUAGAGUUCCAAAUUAUGCACGAUCAUAAAAAAAUCCAUGAAAAUUCCAAACCUAUUAAAGAAGUAGAAAGUGACUCGGAAGAUGACAAGUAUCAAGUGGUGUUCUGUGAGUUGACAGAUCACGGGCAGCGUAGACGAGAGCUAAAGGAGUAUGGGAGCAAGAAUUUUAUAAGACUCAACUCAGGCGGGAGUAAAGGGUACUGCAGAUUAUGCACGACAACUAUAUCGGGCCACUUGAAAUUGUUCAAAGAACACGUAAGAGGCGCACGGCAUAGAGGCAACUUGGAGCUGGAUGGGAAAAAAUCUAGUAGAAUACACAAGACAUGCACGGACACACACAGGUCUAUAGUAGAACGGCUGAAUGCUGUGUACGUGAUGAAAGAAGAAAACCUUCUAUGCAUCAACAAGACCGUUUGCCUCGACAUCCAUUCUUUUGUCAUGGUAUACAAUAUUGAUAAACGCUUUCAGUAUGACGUAACGAAAUGCUUUAUCUGCAAUGCUCCUUACCGCUUUGACUACGAUUUUGAGCAUUAUAGCACCUCAGCCCAUAAGAAGGAAUUCCUUAAUUUAAGAGUGCUGGAUAUACCGGGAGAGUUCAUAAGGAUAGUGCGCAAUCGUUUUCAUUGCGGCACAUGCAACAAACUGUAUCCUUACUGGGAGCUGAUGGAGAAGCAUUUGAACUCGAAGCACCACAAAGUCGCUAAGAGGGUGAAGUAUGAAGUGUUCAGAAAACUGCGCGUGGAUGAUAAGAUGAUGAAAAUAACUAGCAAAAACCCAGAUAUCCUUUAUCUCCAGUUGCUCACCUUGGGUGUUCUAAAGAGUUCAUGUGAAGAAGCGCUGUACCAACUUAAAAAAGUAUUGAACACAACUGAUCCACAAGUCAAGCCAUCGAAAUUAAAUCUAGUGUAAAAUAUACAUUUCAUGCACA